Molecule: messenger RNA, 3310 nt
Organism: Acanthaster planci (crown-of-thorns starfish)
Lineage: Eukaryota; Metazoa; Echinodermata; Asteroidea; Valvatida; Acanthasteridae
Product: neogenin-like
Source: RefSeq, a predicted model, not a curated record
UAAAAAUGUUUGUCAUAAUUUUGCACUGAUUUCAACGAUGAUUGAAUAAAACUGUUUUUUUCUUAGAAGAGAACCACACAAUUACAGUAACUUUUCAUUUUCACCAUUUUUAUCACUUGUAGAAUUGAAUUCGAGGACUUCACUUACAUGUAUUUAAUGAACUGAUUCAAGUGACAUUACUUUUGUUAUACAAAUGUUUGCAUAGGUUUGGUAUACCCUCAGGCCACCAGGGAACGUGACCAUGCGGUCAAGUUUUCCCAAUAAUUAUGUCAGUGUAUUUUGCACACUGAACGAUAUACAAGGGUUACGCACCGACAUAACAUUACAAACCACAAUGCAUUUGCAAUAACUGCGGUUUCACGCAUUGUUGUGUAAAUCUGUCAAUCACAUUACGUCACUGUAUUGAUGUCAAGUGGCAUGCAGGACCCAUAGCAAAUGAGCAGCCAAAAUGUAUAUGGAGUAUGGAUAAUGUUCCCCUACCGACUGUUUCUGGGGUGAAGGCACAGCUGCGCAUUGGCAGAAUCUAUUUUCCCCCCACACUUUACCAAUGUAAUUAAGACUUCUGUAGCAAACAUUUCUCCGAAACUUCACGACCAAAAACAAAAUAAAGCCAACUUCGGUUAUAAUAGUUAGAUGUGAAUUCUGUUUGUGGUGACAAUGGUGUUUUCAACGGUGAUUGAAGGAAUUCCGAGAACCUUAACUAGGGUCUGUCAAAAUGUUUUUCAUAUUUCUCUGUAAAUACAUUACCUCACAUACAAAUAGUCUUUCAAAAACGGACUUCUUGAAAUCCCACGCCAUACUUCAUAUUUUGAUUUAUGUCUUGUCACAAUGGUACAACAAUCCUGUUUCCAGAACCCACUCUCAGUCCGUGCUUGGCAAGCAACAGGAAGUAAAAUGGCCAUAUAAGGUCAUACAGUUUUUAUGAAAGGCCUACCAUUGGCUCAAAGUGACGCAUCCGCUUCAAUAUAAGCUCGACGACUGUUUGGUGGUUGAGCUCACAGUCCACUAGGAGUUCGGGAUGCAUUGUGUCUGGCAGUUGGCACGCGAAAUGAUGACACCACUGUUUCAGAUGUUGGCUCAAACAGCAACAAAUGGAAACAGAAAAUCCCCGCUUGGAAAUCGUUCCCAUUAGAGCCGGCCAGCUAGCUCGAAACAGAUAUUGUCAAGCAAUCUCAAUGAAAACCAGGGACAGCUCAAACAAUCGACCUGCACAACAAUCACACGCAUCAUAGAUGGUGGACCUGCAGCCUUUGUUUCAUUUCUGGAUUUCGCGAGCGAAUGAAGUUAAGUUCACCAUGGGGUAUUUCAACAGAUCUGUGCACGGAGCUUUCAUGCUGUUUCUCCUGAUUGCCUGCAGCAAAGGAGCCACGGGGAUAUCGAUUAGCACAGACCCACAGAUCACUACGGUUAGAGAGGGAGAGACAGCCACGUUAGGGUGCAGAGUGGGAGGCAAAUCACUCGCUGAGAAGAUCCGGUGGUACCGCGUCGGGAUGGACGGUGCUUUGACGGCUAUCAGCCGGGAUAGAAACAUUGAGGUCGGGGCCACACCAGCAUCUGGUGAGUACAGUAUCGUUGGCAAUCGGCGAAGAGGCGAGUACAGCCUGCGAAUCACUAAUGCCCAUCGAACAGACUCUGGGACGUACAGAUGUGGAUAUGAGACGACAUCAAGCGUCAUCUCGGAAGUAGCGGAACUCCAAGUAGUGCUUCCCCCUGAUAUCACCUCACCGAUUUGUUUCAUGACACCUACAGAUGACUCCUCAACGGCGAUUCCUGGAUUCUUCAGGGUUGGGGAUGCUGUUCGUCUCAUGUGCACGUCUUUGGGGGGCAUCCCGAUGGCGUCUCUGACGUGGAAGCGUGGCCAGACAGCGUUGGAACCGAGUGUAAGCCGCGACGGAGUUGUCAGGGUGGAUUUGGUCAUUGAGGAAUCCGACAUUGACCGGGAAUUCACUUGUUACGCUGAUAGUCCAGCCCUGGACGCUCCGCGAUCGUGUCGCCUAACGCCCGCCAGCGCGCCUCCCUACGUUCGAAUCAUGCCCGAUUCGGCGUCCCUGGACUUGCGAGGCGGCACGACGUUUGCCUGCGAGGCGGAGGGCGCCAUUCCGGCCGAGAGCCGCUACACCUGGUCCCUGAACGGGGAAACCGUCCAGAACAACGGUAGAGAACGAUUCGUAAUCUCAAUGGACACGAAGAGUCUGACGAUGGGACAGAUCAGAGAAUCAGAUAAUGGCGCUGUGGUGGCUUGUGAGCUUAAUGUUAAUGGUAGAACAAUUGGUCGGGCUGAGGCAAGGAUCGACGUCAACGGAGUUCAAGAAACUGUGGUCGUUAUGACUACACUUCAGCCGACGACACCAUCAACAUCAGACGUGUCACUGUCAUUGUCGGUGUCACCUGCAUCUACUGGUCAGUCCACCAACCAGUCAGGGACAAACGACACGACUCACCAAAUGUCGAUGGAACUUAUCAUUGUCAGCGCGGUGGCAGGCCUCGCUGUCAGUGCCCUAGCAAUCAUCCUUAUCGUUUACAUUGUCAAGAAAAACAGGAAAGCGCGCAGGAAGAAUCAGCAAGAAUCGACUCCGAGCUCGAACGGGACAGGCCAGCCGACCGCACACCUAAGAACCAAAAAUGGCGUGCAGGUGUCGGAGGACGGCUACGCGAUGCUGCAGAAACCGACUAUCAACGGUAGCUCGAGUGACUACGAGACAGUAGGCAACGUUCUGCCAACGGUACCCAAGCCACCGCAAUCGGACGAUGAAAUGUGCUGGGAAUACGAGAUGCCUUAUUCCAAUGAGUACUGCAAAAGACCUACAAUAGCUAGCAACCCUGUUUACUUAGAAAUAACUGGGUGAAUAAUGGACAAGUAACAAUCCGUAAAAAAGUAGGACAGUGUAUCCCGCAAUUCCAUUCUUCGCUAUACUUGUGUAACCAUUGAAUAUGCAACAUAAUGUUUUCAUUAUUUUCACGCUUUGUUUUGCAAUUUUGGAAGUCAUUUUUUGGCAUCCUUGUGUUUUUAUUUACGGUAAUGUGAAUUUCCAUAUUCAUGAGCAACUAUAUGACGUCAUCACUGGGAAACAGUCAGGAUGUUGCAUUGAUUUGGACAAUUUUGACAGUCUUUGACUGUCCCUACUGGUCACAAUAGCGACGGGCUAUCAGACUACAUGUACUAAGAUAACGCAAGUUAACAAGUGUAUUGAUCAGUGAAAGUAUUAAGAUAUUAAGAUGUAUAUAAAUUUUAUUUCGUGGCUAAUAAGACUGACAGAAUCCGAUAUAAACGACAGGUGUGUACAUAGAUUAAAGACAUGGGUGAUAAUUA